This is a messenger RNA of Pterocles gutturalis (yellow-throated sandgrouse), 1145 nucleotides long. RefSeq names its product N(alpha)-acetyltransferase 50, NatE catalytic subunit (gene NAA50). The annotation marks the transcript as partial. Gene Ontology annotation, biological process: mitotic sister chromatid cohesion. The transcript has 4 exons. NCBI's taxonomy places the organism in Eukaryota, Metazoa, Chordata, Aves, Pterocliformes, Pteroclidae. Gene Ontology annotation, molecular function: acyltransferase activity, transferring groups other than amino-acyl groups. The record is from RefSeq and is a predicted model, not a curated record. Gene Ontology annotation, cellular component: NatA complex.
UGUGUCAGAUGUUAAGCAUGUUUUGAUUUGUUCCAGUAGCCGGAUCGAGCUGGGAGAUGUGACGCCACACAACAUUAAGCAGCUGAAGAGGCUAAACCAGGUCAUUUUUCCUGUCAGCUACAAUGACAAGUUCUACAAGGAUGUACUGGAGGUUGGCGAACUAGCCAAAUUAGCCUAUUUCAAUGAUAUUGCAGUGGGAGCAGUGUGCUGUAGGGUGGAUCACUCCCAGAACCAGAAGAGACUGUACAUCAUGACACUUGGAUGCCUGGCACCCUACCGAAGGCUAGGAAUAGGCACUAAAAUGUUGAAUCAUGUCUUAAACAUCUGUGAAAAAGAUGGCACUUUUGACAACAUCUAUCUGCAUGUGCAGAUCAGCAAUGAGUCCGCAAUUGAUUUCUACAGAAAGUUUGGCUUUGAGAUCAUUGAGACGAAGAAAAACUACUACAAGAGGAUAGAGCCCGCAGAUGCUCAUGUGCUGCAGAAAAACCUCAAAGCUCCUUGUCUUGGCCAGAAUGCAGAUGUGCAAAAGACCGACAACUGAACAAAACCCCAACGAACACUUUCUUGCACUUGCUUGUCGCCAAAUAAGGAAAGAGAGGCCUCUUGAUUUUUUUUUUUUAACUCCACCCCUUCAUCCUCUUGAUUUUUCUUCUUGACCUCUCUCCAACAAAAUGUAAUGCUUCUUCCAAGGAUUCAUGUUUGGGGUUGGUUUUUUUUUUUUUUUUGAGCUCUCCUUUCUGGUUUUGUUUGUUUGUUUUGCAAGAGGGGGGUGGUGGUGUUGGGGUGGGAAGAGGUGUGCAGAUCUCUUAAGUUUGAGGUGUGGAGGGCUUGAGCAGGUUAUCCUGAUGACAAGUUUCCUUCAGAAGUAUCUCUUUCAGUAAGCAGAAUGUAAAUGCAGUGGGGGGAAAAAAGGAAGAGCAGUAUCUUGUCCUUUGACUCCUACAUUGUGUUUUUUAUAACCUACAGGGUACUUUACUCCCCCCCCCCAACCUUUGAAUGUUACUUCAGUACUUCCCACUCUUCCUCUUAAUUCCCCUGCCUCAAAAAAAGUAUGUUUAGUUCUUACCAAUAUUUUUGAAUAUGGCUUUUUCCUCCAUCUUUUGCUGAGAAGGGUGGGCCAUUUUACCAUACCUUUUCACUCUGCC